Molecule: messenger RNA, 6488 nt
Organism: Synchiropus splendidus (mandarinfish)
Lineage: Eukaryota; Metazoa; Chordata; Actinopteri; Syngnathiformes; Callionymidae
Gene: cep68
Product: centrosomal protein 68
Exons: 7
Coding region: 493-1950 (485 amino acids)
Source: RefSeq, a predicted model, not a curated record
AUCACGGGCGCAGCAGCAGCGGUUAGCUUAGCUAGCUAGGAGCUCGGACGCUGCCGACCGCACACGGAGGUAAGAGCUUCGUCUCAACCCGAUGUUGCACGCGCGGACCCACGUCAGAGGACACGGCCAUCCAGCGGCUUCGCGGCAGGCGGUGAGUUUUCUCAUCGCUGUCGUGCGGGAAGUCGUUGACGUCACGAGUCUGCUGUCCGCAGUGUAAGGGGCAUUUCUCUGCAAAACACGUCUGUUGUUCGACCCGAGUUCGAAAGUUCAAGUCGGCAAAGUGCAAAGUCGGUGGCUGCGGAGAAAGGUCACGUGUUUUGGCUGGUUGCCAUGGUUACGCCCACACCACUUUCCUAGGAGAAGCCGUGUUGAAUGGCGUCAUCAUCACCGAUCGCGUCACACUUGACCGUCUGAUAUCGACGCACAGUGGAUGAAGCUGGGCGCAUCUUUCUGUGCGGGGUCACUGAAGGUCACACGCGUUGUCCAGACGUCAUGGAGCUGAGAUACAGAAAUGAAAGAACGCAGCGCAGAUGUGAGGCCGGUGCGUCCACCUCCAGUUUCCUGUCCAACAGGAAGUACUUGGUGAGACAGCCGCUGUUCCCUGAACAAGCCCACAGCUCCAUCCUGGAGAAGGAGAAGCACUUGACGGUCUGCACCACCUCAGGUGCUCAGGAAGCUCAGCGGGAGGCGGCGGCGAGCAUUUCAGGAGCAGGACUCGGAGAAGCAGAAGCUCUGACGCUCUCUGGUCUGGACAAGGAAGAGCCCCCGACACCCAGGUCUCCUCGCUGGAGCUCCUCGCCCUGCUCCACUCUGGAGGUCCAGAGACUGAACCUUCCUCUGCGUCCACAGUUAACCUCCACAGUCCUGCACCCCACCUACACCUCAAAGCACCGGCGUGUCUUGACCCACCCCAGGAUCGGGGUGAGGGGCCACAGACUUUCUUCAUCAGCAGUCCAGCUGGAAGGUCAGACUGAGAGCUGCCACCAGAGAAGCUACUGGGCGUGUGCCAUCCCAAAGGCCUCACCACCCUCAGCAGACAGGCAGUCAGCUGACUGGGACCCAGACACUGAGUACCAAGCUCUGUUGGACUACUCGUACCCUCUGAGAGCGGACUGUUGUGAGGGGGUCAGCUCUCACGUCUGGUCCACAGAAGCAAACCUGCAGGACUCUGGUAUUGAACUGGACAGACUGUGCUCCAGGAUCAGGUCUCUGGACGACCUGACAGACGGGUCUGUCUCGUCUGCUGAACCCCUCACUGGCUUCGGGGAUAGUUGCUUCAGUCCGGAGACAAACCGCUUCCAUUCCACAAGUCUUCUUCCCAAGUCUUGGACCACAGAGGACCUCAGCGAGGAGUUCCUGCUGCUACCAGAUCACCUGGAGGAGAUGCAUUCACUGGCUCAGCAGGUGAAUGAGGUGUCCUCUGUGCUGGAGCGUGUCACUCCUGGCAGCUCCUCCUUCCUGGCAAAGAAAGAUGAUGAGCCUCCUGCAGCGCGGACAUCACCAGUGUUGGAGAAGCUGCGUGAGGAGCAGAAGGGCUCCUUGAUGGAGCACAUCCAGACCUUCUCAUCACAUCUGCAGCAGCUCAUCCAGUGGCUGCACACCAUCUCAGAGAAGAAGGCCGUGCUAACCCCGCCCACCUUGGACUUCGACUGUGUUCGGCAGUCGCUGGCUGAAUACCAGAGUUUCCAGAGAGAGGUGGGUCUCCACCAGCCUCUGACCUCCAGCAUCCUGAAGAGUGGACACCUGUUGCUGAACUGCGUCGGCAGCGUGUGCCCAGAUAUCAGAGACACCUUGCUGCUGAUCGAACAACAGUCCACUUUCGUGGAGAAGCAAGCGCAGCAGCUUCUUGCUUCCAUCCUGUCGGCCAUGGACUCUCUAACUCAGCCCUCCGGUCUGGACCAGCAGGUCAGGGUGGGGCAGGACUUGUGCACAGGCUCUGUGCGACGCUGAAAUCAUCAGAAGAGUCUGUCCUCCACACACCUGUCACGGAGACGGUGUAUAUGCGUGUGUAUUCAUGUUAUGUACUUGUGAUUGUUGUGUGAAGGCUUUGAUCCCUGUCGUGCUGACCUCAGUAACAAGUGCUCUCAGAACUCACUCAUGUCUUGGUGUUGUGGCCAUCCUGCUCCUCAGAGGAGCCUCGACUCACUGAUCCACACAAACACUUCCAACUGAAUCCAGUUGCCUUUAUUAUGAAAACAAGAGAACAUCGUAUCUGCAUCGUACUGACAUUACACAGUAAUUAGCAAACAGAGCCAUGAAACUGACAGAUGAAGGCAGAAUAAAUAAUCACGUCAGGAUUUCUCACAGUCUGGUGGUUAGCAAGUGCUCAACUGCUGAUGGAUCCUGGUGAACAGGUUCACACACACACACACACACACACACACACACAGAUAUAAAGGAAAAAAAAUCCAAGUGUGAAAAUGGAAUGCAGAGAGACAAACUGAAGCAUGAACACACACACGCGCACGCACAUGAUGGGCUGUCGGGGUCGAUGGGUCCGAGCUGUAGAGUCUGUCAAAAAGAGACCAUCAUGACCAGUAGCAGGUUUAUUGGUUUGGUAGUGCGGCUACAUUAUGUACAGUACAAAUACAGGCAACGUCUUGUGGUGGUCAUGAGAUCCAGUCCCGUGUGGUCAUGGCAGGCGAAUCUGGGGGAGGAGUGGGCGUCUCUCCUUCAGCAGCAGCCUCCCGACGAAGGCUUGACCGUCGUGCCGGGGGUGAGCUUCACGUUGGGCUUCUCUCCUCCGCCAGCCGUGGCUCCGGGUCCCAUCCGCUUCUUGAUCUCCGCAGCCAUGGUCAUGAAGGCCUGCUCCACGUUCGUGGCGUUCUUGGCGCUGGUUUCCAAAAAUGGGAUUCCCAGGGAGUCUGCGAACUCCUGCAGUCAGAGCGGCCAGCAGAGAGCAGGUCAGUGGAGAGGAGAUGCAGGCGGACCACCUCAGAAAGACACACUUAGGCACGUCAGUUCACUUCUGAGCCAACCCCCAAAGAUGAUGAGAAGAGGAGCUGGAACUAAACUGAGUCCUGGCCAUCACCACUGUCACCAGUGCACAGAGCAGCUGGCUUCAUGGAAGGCUGCUUCUCCCCAGAAGAAAAAACCUAACAAACUCAAAGAUUUCAUCGUCCCAUCAAAACAUACAGCUCUGCGAUUGAGGGACGAGGAGGAAGAGGAUGGAGGUGAUGAGGACCCAGUGCUUCCUCUCAACAGGUUGGACUCCAGUAUGAUCACACUUUAUUGUUCAAUUGUGAUCAUAUUCUCAGGUUUUUGUAAUACUGACUGGUUUCACGUUUAGCUACAUAUUUAAAAGCGACGCACUGAAUGAAAGCUUUGUGGCUGAAUAAUAAUGAAAAAUCUUGGCUGGAUACCAAAUAAUAUCAAAUGUGGUUGUUAUGUUUUUCACUUAUAUUGCCUUAUUAGUCUGGAACACCUUUGAUACACAUUGUUCAAGGAAAGUUGAAGCUUAGAUGAUUGAAUAUCGGUCAGAAGUCAGACAGACAAGACAAGACAGUAUGUGCAGACUCAGCUCAUGGAUGGUAAAUCUCUGCUGGUUGGAUCGGGAAUUUUCAGAUCCGAUAUUGGAGCAUGAUUCUGACACUAGAUCCCUCCCGCCCUUAGCUCCCACUGAAUUUUCGCCGCUGCAGGGACAAGUCUUGACCUGCGGGGGGCGCUUACCUUUGCUGUCGUGUAGUCCACCACCUUCUUUGUUGUCAGGUCACACUUGUUUCCUACCAACAGCUUAUUGACGUUCUCGCUGGCGUAGCGGUCGAUUUCCUGUAGCCACUGCUUGACGUUGUUGAAGGACUCCUGAGGAGACACACAGUCACAUGUCUGGCUGCUGUCAUCGUUCAUGGCGUUCGACCCAGGAGAAUGGGCCCUAAAUCCAGGUCAGAAUUCCCAUCUCAGCUGAUGGACUGGACCGAGUCAGGAAUGUAACCCAUGACGUGGGUGUGGAAAUAGUGGAGCUGCUCUCUCUCACCUGGUCUGUGACAUCGUACACCACUAUGAUUCCAUGAGCUCCUCUGUAGUAGCUGGAUGUGAUGGUGCGAAACCUCUCUUGACCCGCCGUGUCCCACUGGGAGAGCACAAACAAACGUCACAUGACCAGUCACAACUCAGCAGCGGGCCUGUAUGACCUGGGCCUGUCAACAUCCAGGUCAUGAUGUGGAUGACUUGUCACACAGACAGUCUCACUCACGCACUCGCACGUUCAGCUGUCACAAGGUAAGAGACGCUGGAGUCUCUUGUCUGAACUCAGAGGUGCUACACACUUGCUACACACUGCUCCAUCGAUUCAUAGCCGUGAACAAGUCCCAUCACUUACGAUCUGAAGUUUGAUGGUCUUCCCAUCCAGCUCAAUGGUUCGUAUCUUGAAGUCCACACCGAUGGUGCUAAUGUAGCUUUCUGUGUACGUGUCGUCCUGCAGAGAGACACAAGUCGUGAAGACUCGAGCACACACUCGACAAUGUUCGACAAGAUGAGUGAACACUCACCGCAAAUCUGAGGAGAAGGCAAGACUUUCCUACGCCAGAGUCACCGAUCAGGAGCAGCUUGAAUAAAUAGUCACUGCAGGAGAGAAACACAAGUUUAAAAGCUCAUCUCAGUUUUCUGUGUUCACCAUGGUGAACGUCUGAGUGAGGGACAGCAUCAGAUACUGUCCAACGGCAAUGUUGCAACUGCUCCCUUGUGGGACAAAUAAAGACAGAAACCAUCUGACUCUAACUCACACUGCCAGCUCAGCAGUUCUGACAGAGAAGUUACUGCUUCGUACGGGAUGAGUCGGUACCGUUUUAGAGGUGGCGAACUAAAGUUUACCAUAGAGUCAAUUUGAAAUCGUAACCAACCAAGCCUGAAAGAUAUAUAUCGAAGUAUCGUAGCUUCAAGAUAUUAAUAUUGCAAAAACAAUGGCAUAUCGUGAUUGUGUCGAUAUCAAGAUAUGAGCACUGAAGACGCUAAUAUCUCUAGAUCAGCGCUCUCAAUGACCUCAGCUCACCUCGAAUGUGAUGGCGGCCCUUCAACGUACAAUCAAGAGCAUCUAACCAGGGUCAUUUCCUGCUGGCCAUCGAUCGACAUCUGAAGCCAGUCAGUGCAAAACUUUCUACAUCCUUUUGGAUCAUGAUUAAAAAAACAAAUAAACACCAUUUUCACUGAACACAUAGUCAUGUAGUAUCACAUCAACAUCAAGAUAUCUGGCAUGAACAUUUGCGCCGUUCAGCAUUGACCGACAUUGACUGGCGAUGAACUCCACACUGAACAUGGGGAACCAUCUCAUCUCAUUGAAACAUGAAAUGCCCUCAAAUGCACAGCUUCAAAGCAAAUGCAUCCUUUGACCUCACAUGUCGGUGUGAGCUGCAAAAGUAGGCCAUUCCCCACAGCAGUCAGAAUAAUGGUAAAAUGCCAUUCUCUUGGAGCCUCUGUGCUCCGCCACACACCCGAAAAGACUUUCUUCACACCAACAAUGCCUUCCUGUUCCAAGUCACCCAGCUGACAUGGUGUCAGUCCAAAUCAACUGAAGAGCGGCAGGAAUGUGCAACGAUACAACGUCAUCAAAAGUUCAGCGUCGACUCUCACUUUGGGUUUUUGACAUGGAAAUGUGAGGUCUAUAACAGCAGAGACCCGGGAACAAGAGCGACAACAAUUACCAGCACUCAACAGUGAUUCCAGUAGAAGUGAAAGCAUCUAACCACUGACCAGCGAGUGAACUCACCAGAUGACCAAUCGUCAUCUAACUCAGGUUGCGUCUCACUAAACAAAUGCUUUAUCCUUUGAGAUUCAUCGAAACCUUCAAGCAUUGUAUAAUCUGACCACGUUGUGGAGUCGACAACCUGAGAGGAGGGGGAGCGACCCGGCAGAUGUUUGCGAGGUCAGAUGACCAACCAUGGGUUAACCUGACCAGGCCAUCCAAAUGCAAAGCGAGCGUUUUACUUAUCAACUCUGUGCCGUCUCCAAAUGCCCUGUCAAAGUGCCAAGUGAUCUGUGGGGGCACGACACAUAGUAGCUCUGGCAGGUUUUUGCUAACCUUCCUUAUUUCUUUAAACUGAUACAACAAUAAAUACAAAAAGAAAAAAACAGUCGCAAUAACGUUUGUGAAUUGAAACUAAAGCCGAGGCUGCCCCAGCCGAUCGGCCAUCAUUUAAAAAUGAUGCUCUUUGUAUUGAUACACGCUGAGCAAUGUUACUACUCCAUUAAAUUGUACAUUGCGACAGACAACAGACAGCGAGUCUGCCACGAUGGCGGCCAUUUGGCAACACUUCUCCACCACAGAAUGGAAAAUGAUAGCCGAUGAGCAGCUGUUUUCUGUUGUUGGAUCCUGCAGCUUUCGGCAUCCAAAACUGCACCUGGACACCAUAUCCUCCCCUGGACAAGUCGUUGAAAAAAAAAGAGGAGCAGUCGCACAGGAUUAAGGCAGAAAUCAUGCCGGUAUUAAACAAGUGAUAAGAUUAGAUUGGUAAGGUUUACAUUGUGAGUUUGAUCUGUUUGUCUUGACUGUUGAA